Dentiscutata erythropus is the source of this 1968-nucleotide messenger RNA. NCBI's taxonomy places the organism in Eukaryota, Fungi, Glomeromycota, Glomeromycetes, Diversisporales, Gigasporaceae. The record is from the annotation of a GenBank genome assembly.
AUGUCAUCCAUUCUUAGCGAAGCAUACGCAGAGUGUGAUGAUGUAGAAAAAGUUUGCAAAGCAGCACAGUACAAUAAGUUGAUGUGUAAUUAUCUUAGAAAAGUAAUAACACUUUCAGCAGAACCAGCGGUAAAAUUAUUACAACGUCAAACAUAUAGCCAAGAAAAUAAUGUCUCAACCGAAAAUAUAAACAGAUUUAAAAAUUCAUUAGUGCGUAUCAAAAAAUUUGUUGAGAGCAUAACGCAGAUUUAUAUUCCUAUAAAGUAUGAAGAUGCUACAAAUAUUAAAAAUGAUUUUUAUCAAAUUAUGGAGGAAUAUUGGACUUGUGUGAAAGAUCUGAAUAAUUUAUCAACCAUGUUUAGCAUUUGCUUUAAGGAGGACGAAAUUGAAGAUUUUAUUAAGAUACAAUCCUUAGUGAAGAAUAAUCUAUUUAGCCAUGGUUUGAUUAUUAGCGAUCGGGGAAUAGCCCCAACUAAUAAAUCCGGAGCUCGAUACAAAAUUAUUAUUGAACCUCAUAGCACUAAAAACUUCUAUGUGAAUUUAGUGCCUAUUAAGACACAAAGUGAUACUUUAUUAAAAUAUAAUAUUAAGCCAUCUGCUAUUAGCUUCCAGGAUCUUCAAAUUAUUUCAAGUCAAUUGUCUAAUGAAUUUUCAAAUAACGUUUAUCUAGAAAUUCGGUUCCCUUUAUGGGAAUUAAUUUUCAGGAAAGAAGAUAUAAUUAUUCCUGAAAAAUUAAUCGGAGGUAUUAAAAAUGCUUUGAAAUGCAAUAACCCAUAUCAGGAAUUGAUGCAAAUUUUUAAAGAUCAUGGGCACUUUGUACCGGGCAAAGUUAUUCUUGGUCAUAAAUUAUAUAGAAUGUCUUGUCUAGAAAAGAACAAAACUUUGUCAGUAAAGAAAAGAAUCGUAACUUGUGAAGAUUUCGAAAAAAUCGAAUUUAAGGAGCUUUGGGAUCAAUGGUAUAAUUCAAUCGUGCAUUUCAACUUUAAUGAAUCAUAUUUAUUAUCAACAUAUUCCGAGAUGUUUAAGAGAGAAGACCUUAAGGGGUGGGCAGAAUCUUGUCCAAAGGAAAAUAUUUAUGAUGUGCAAAUCAUUAGUUGGGAUAAAUUAUAUCCUUUAUAUGAAUUAUUAGAUGACAAUUUAGAACAAAAAGUUAAAGCCGUGUUGGGAAUAGAAAAUAUAACGAUUAAAGAGAAGGUAUUAAUGUCAGGAGCCAUCCCAAUUACAGACUCCCUUUACUACUUUGUAAAAUUUCCUUGUAAACUAAAUAAUGAAAAUUAUCGCAUCUUUGGGAGAUUAGUAGCACAAGAUGGGAAACCAAUUAACGCAAUUAUAAAAUUUAAGGCCUUAACACCGCAUGGUUUUGUAAUGCUGAUUUGUAUUGAUGAAACUGUUAGAUCCAAAUAUUCGAAUCUAAAAGUAUUUUGGAUCAUGGUUGGAUUACCUGAAAUUGGCUUUUAUAGUCCAAACAGUAGGGAUAUCCCUAUAUUGGCUUCUGGUAGUUACAAAUUUGCGUAUGCAAAGGAUUUUGACAUUGCAGUAUUAUUACCGGAUAAUCUACCAACAAACUGGAUAUUUUAUAUCUCUUUUCAAUAUCAUAAUUGUGGGCCGAGUUUUAGUGCCACUAUUUAUUACAGUAAAGUCAAUAAUAAAAUUAAAAUUAAGAUCUAUGAUUCUUCAAAAAUACAUUCGAGUAAAUAUGAUCAAUCAAAAGAAGAAUAUUUACUUCAUUGGUGUAUUCUUCCUAAAGGUCAUGAAAUUUUAGUUGAUGUUCUUAAGAGCCAAAGGGUUUUAAUCGAUGUACUUCCCCAAAAUCUGGAAAGUUUAGCAAAUAUUCUUGAAAAUCAAGAAAUUUUAACUGAUUUAUCUCGUGAUAAUCCUUCGGAAACAAGAUUUAACUUAAACUCAAUAGGACAAGGUGAAUAUAACCUAAAAUCUCAAAAUCAUGAUGAUCAGUGUUGGCCUUUCUAG